Molecule: messenger RNA, 3228 nt
Organism: Lethenteron reissneri (Far Eastern brook lamprey)
Lineage: Eukaryota; Metazoa; Chordata; Hyperoartia; Petromyzontiformes; Petromyzontidae
Product: actin-binding protein IPP-like
Molecular function (GO): protein binding
Source: RefSeq, a predicted model, not a curated record
GUGCCAUGUUUGUUACUGCCACUCAUCUCUCAAGCAUUGGCUUUCAUCCGCUCUAUUUAUACUCACAGAGUCUCUAUAAAUAGCGGAGCGGAGUUAACGCCGUAAGCGCGGUAGUAGGAGCUUCCGUAGCACGGCACGACGAUGAGAAGAAACGGCCCGAAUAUUCUGUCGUUGGUGACGUUUUUCGCCACAAACCUGCUGCGGGCCGUGCGCGACAGUGUCGCGUAUGCCGUGAGCUUUCUCCCGCGAUGGUUGAGUUCGGUUUUGAGCCGAUGCCAGACAGUGGCGGGCGAGAAGCCGCCUCAUGUGCCCGAGUGCAGCGUGCUGCGUCUCGACACUAAAGUCUACACGUCCGACGACGACGACACGGCGGGGGAUGGCUUGGACUUGGUCGACGUCCUGGCUUCCCGCCGGCGUUUCAGGCUGCGCAGGGACAGGCUUUGCGAGCACAGCGAGUACUUCAGGGCCCUGUUCAGGUCCCGCAUGCAGGAGAACGAGGAGAGGACGGUGGACCUCAGCUCUGUGCCGUGCGAGAUCCUCGAGCCCAUCCUGGACUUCGUGCACGACGGCCGCUUGGCGCUGCUGACGCCCGACAUCGUGUGCGAGUGCAUCGAGACCGCAAACUACCUGGUCAUGCCCGGGUUGCUGAAGGAGUGCGGCGCGUACGCACGCGGAAUUCUCGACCGCCGGAACUGCUGGUCCUUUCUGGAGUUUGCCGAGUCGAUCGCUUGCGAGGAAGCCCUGGCAGCUGCCUACUCGUAUUUGAGCAGCAACUUUCUUGAGCUGGGCAACAUCGGCAAGCGCCUCCCGCCCGAGAAGGUGGAGAAGAUCCGAAGGCUGCGGACUGAAGGCGCCAGGCACCUCUGCGUCCUGAAAAAGGAGUGCGCCGUUCCCGCCCACCUGGCAAACGGAAGCGGCAGGUGCAUUUACCAUCUGAGUGUGAGGGCUGACGGGGACGAGGCCUCAAGAGGUGGUCGCUUCUGGGAUGCCGGCGGUACGCAGACGAGCGUGGCCGGCGACCGGACACCCGGGAGCGACGGUGCGGCUGCCGCGGGCCGCAGCAGCAGGGCAUGGCUGCGCCGAAGUGAGCUGCCCUUCGCCUCUGACAAGUGGAAUUUCAGCACAGCGGUCCUGGACAACUACCUCUACAUCAUCGGGGGCCACAGGCACUGCCAGGGGGGCAGCUCCCGCGCCGAGUUCCGCUCGCUGGCCUAUCGCUACAACCCCUUGACGGACACCUGGGCCGAGGUGGCGUGCAUGCGCAAGCGGCGGCGGCGCUUCAGCCUGGCCGUGGCGCGGGGCUUCCUGUUCGCGCUCGGCGGCUGGUACCUGGACGCGCUGACGUCGCCGGACGCGCGUACCCGCGUCUACUCGGCCGUGGAGCGCUACGACCCCGCGAGCGACACGUGGACGUUCGUGUCGUCGCUGCCCUUCACCGACUUCACCUUCUCGAUGACGAUGACGCACGACGUGCCGCUCGCGGCCACGCUGCGGGACGACGUCUACGCCAUCGGCAACAUCGCCCGCACGGGCGAGAAGCUGCUGCUGCGCUACGAGGUGGCGCGCGACCGCUGGAGCGAGGUGUUGCCCACGCUGACGCGCGCCGCCGUCGACCUGCCGGCGCUUUACUGCAUGGUGGCGGCCGAGCGGCUCUACGUGCUGGGCUGCAACAACGACAGCAGCGUGCUGCUCAGCUUCUCGCCUCAAGAGGGCCGAUGGAGCAGGCCCGCGCUACUCCCCAAACUGUGCCUGGUGGGGCAGGGGGCAGCCGUGGUCGCGGGAGCCGAUGGGAACGGCGGUCCGACGGCCAUCGCCAUGCCCGCCCCCGAGCAGAACUGUGCCGUGGUUGUGGAGCUGGAAACAGGCGCCGUGCAGCUGCUGCCGGAGCUUCCCUUCCCCCCGUCGCACGAGGCCAUCUUCACCCUUCACUUCCCGGCGUAGUCGCCAGGGCGAGAACAUCGGCGUGGACGGCCGUGUUUUGGGUUGAAGAGAGGAGCGGGAUGUGGGGACGUGUGAAUGAACACUGCUUAUCGGCAGGCCAGCGGCUGCCCUAAACGUGUUUACUCGUUGGCCUUGAUUGUAAUUAGGGAAACGUGCUUCCACCUCGUUGGGUCCAGCCGAAAUAUCUUCCUGGUCCAAACAGCGAUGCAGUCGCACUCAUCUGGGUUUUCCGGUGAUCCUCGCGGCGGCUUUUGGCUCGCCAUCGAAAAAAGAAGGUCACGGCAUCGCACGCUUUCAGAUGCGCUUCUGCGGCCUUCUGGAAUGUUCUUCCUUCGCGAUAUGAAGCUGCUGGAGCUAUGCACUUUUAAAUCCGAUUAGCACUGUUGGCUAAAUACGGUGCAAAACAAGUUAUAUGUACGUACAUAGUUUACCGUCGCUUAGCCUGUGGUAGAAAUAUCCACAUUUACAUGGCAGAGGCAAUCGUCGACUUCCCACGUGCGAACAGUGCUUCAGCUGCCCCCCACUCCCUGACACUCGACAACAACAUCGCUUUAGUUCGGUGGGGGAAGCAGUGGUCGCAGUGGUUAGACUUUGGGUGAGACACAUUUCUGUGCGUAUGUAUGUCAAAUUUAUUUCGCACCGUACGUAGCCAACCGCGCUAAUCGUAAGUGCGGGGGAAGGACAACAAACUCAACACAAAAAAGCAGUUCUGAAGAAAUGAGUUGUCAAUCGAGAUUUAAAAGUGCCGAACUCCAGUGGCUUCUUAAUAUCGGAAGGAGAAGAGCGUUCCAGACGGCCGCAGAAGCGCAUCUGAAAGCGUCGCGCGAUGCGUUGACCGCCGUCUUUGCUCGAUGGCCCAGCAGCCAAAAGCCCCUUUGCUGUGAGGUUGACCGGAGUUUGCGUGAUGAUAGUUUAUGCUCCUUGACGAGAUCAGCGAGGUAUUGUCGAUCAUCUGUGGCAAGCACUUUGUGUGUAAUGAGCACGACCUCAUAACGUAUCAGGGUGCCAAUGACCUGAGUUCAAUUCCUAACCACAGCUCACAUCAGUGGCGAAUUAUGUCCGAACUUGUUCUGGAUUCCCCCCCCCCCUCCUUCACCAACCUGGACUGACCAGCAUGGUGAAGUAUGGUCAUACAACCCCCAUGACUGACACAGUAUGGUGGGGGGGAGACUUCAUCUUGCAGUAGAAAUGGCUGUAAAUUAUUAUUGACAUAUUUAAACCUUUAUUUUAAAAUGUAGUUUUUUGUCUGCCAACAGCUUCUCAAGUUGCACACAAUGCCCAUCAAGU